Molecule: messenger RNA, 1825 nt
Organism: Caenorhabditis auriculariae
Lineage: Eukaryota; Metazoa; Nematoda; Chromadorea; Rhabditida; Rhabditidae
Source: the annotation of a GenBank genome assembly
AUGGUCGUAACGGCUGCUUUAAAGCUCGCCCGACCAAAAACGACUUUCGCGCGUCGGCAUGGAAAAGCGUUAGAGGAAAUAGUAAACUUAUUACCAACUCUGAAGCUUCUAGUGAUUGCAAAUGCGAUCAGAGCGUUUAAUUUAGUGAUGAAUAACUUUUUCAUCUUAUGGUCGUUCAACGGAGUUGAGAGUUUCACGAGCAACUUAUUCUUUUGUGAGUUUUUUUUUGAACUUGCGAUGAGUGGCUGUAAUGCUACCUGCACAGUUGAAAGUAGCGGAAACCCAUCAAAACUGGCGACAAAACAAGGGACAUCGUUAUCAAGUACAUCAACGCGAAGAGUAGAUAUCUUUCGAUUUCAAUUCCGACUUCUAAGCCUCCAUUGACGAUUAAUAGAGCGGUGCAGCAUUUGAAAGACAUUGGAGCGUUGAUCUGUAAGUUUCGCACGUUUUUCCAGAGUUUUAAGCUUUUUAAAGGAGCAUAGCCAAAUCUUAUGAAGGUUUCGAAGCGAAGAGUCGUUUGUUGUACUUUAUUCAUCUAAACGGAAUUAAACUUACCGGGCAAACAAUCAUGAAUACGAGACUCAGGCAAAAAUCCAAGAUUGUAUGACAGGCCAGGAGGAUUUUGAAAGAUCCUAGAUUAUUUAUGGAUCUUUGAAGGAUGACGUAGAGAAGGAAUAAGUUCAGAACUAUAGAAAUACCCCCAGCCGCGCAAUUAUUGACGAAUGUUAUGAUGGAAAUGACGUAGGCAGCGACUUCGGAUGAGGCUUGACCUUCUGGAAGACGAGGAUUGAGGGAAGAUAGUAUGAAGCCAAGAAAGGAAAGGGAGAAAGUAAAGGGGCUUGAAGAGGCGCCAGAGAAAGAGACAUUGCAUAUUUCUUUGGUGUCUCUUCAGGUCAGUCUGUUUUUGGCUCAUUUUUUGGACUUCAUACCUAAUAUGUUGCCUGUUUUGAUAUUAAAAUAUGACAAUAUAUUUGGUUAUUUUUCCAGAACUAAGAGAAGUGUUGAAGGCUCCCACUAUAAAGAACCUCUGACUUUUCACUGAAAAUAUGAACUGCAAAGUUUUGAAACUAACCUUUAAUACUAGCCGCAGCGAGCGUCGCAUUAUCUUCAGACAUUCGAGUAUUUUAUGAGAGAAGGAAAUCUUUAUCCAACCCAUGGAAAACGGCAUCAAAAAUCAAGAAAGACAAACAAUUAGUCGCACUAAUUAGACUUUAACGUUGGAACUGCGUGAUAAUUGCAAAAGUCCCGAGUCUCGGUGCCGAUGUGUGGCUGAUUACUUUUCAAUUAUGAAUCAUCUGUCUAGUGAAGCAGAAGUGCUUUGGUUGUUUUCUGUGGUGUAGGAACGAUAACAACCUUUUGGAUGCAAGCUUUAUUGGUCUACUGAUUUGAAGAUGAAGGUGAUUCAUUCGUAGGCGCGAGCGUUGGCGUCACCUCCCCACUGGAGCCAGAGAAGGCCGUUGGCCGAGGCGACGAGGGCCGCGAAGACGGUGAGGACGGUGGAGGACGACAUCUGCCGAUGAAUUCUGGAGGAGAAGGAGGCCCCUUUUAUAGGUUGGGUCUGGACGAUUCUCAGGGAUAGAACAAAUUGAAGAAUGGGAACUGACUAAAAGUUCAUGGACUCGAUUCGGUUCACAUUCUUCAAUUUAACUUUUCCUUGAGAUCCGUCUUGAUUCAACCUAUAAAACACCAGCUUCUUCCCUCGAGAAUCCAUCGGAAGAUGUCGUCCUCCACCGUCCUCACUGUCUUCGCGGCCCUCGUCGCAUCGGCCAACGGCCUUCUCUGGCUCCAGUGGGGAGGUGACGCCAACGCUCGCGCCUACGAAUGA